Molecule: messenger RNA, 1337 nt
Organism: Sorghum bicolor (sorghum)
Lineage: Eukaryota; Viridiplantae; Streptophyta; Magnoliopsida; Poales; Poaceae
Product: strigolactone esterase D14
Exons: 3
Coding region: 145-1041 (298 amino acids)
Source: RefSeq, a predicted model, not a curated record
UUGCUGCUGGUACUGCUUUACUAACAAGGCGGAGAGCAAAGAAUAAUAAGAAGCAAGGCGCGCAACACGAGAGCCACCGUAGUAGUCAUCUUUCUCGCUCUUUGCUAGUUAUCUAGCUAGCUCUCCUUCGUUCCUUUGGGCAUCAUGUACCUGAACCCAAGAAUCGUAGGGUGUGGGGAGACGACGCUGGUUCUCUCCCAUGGCUAUGGAGGGAGCCAGGCUAUCUGGGACAAGGUGCUGCCACACCUCUCACGGAGGAACAAGGUACUACUCUUUGACUGGGACUUCUCGAGUACCGCCGCCGCCGCUGCCGCCGCCGCCGAGGAAGAGGACGGGGAGCACAGCUGCUACACGUUCUCCAGGUUCGCCGACGAGCUGGUGGAGCUCAUGGACAAGAUGGAGCUGCGCGGCGCCGUGUACGUGGGGCACUCCAUGGCCGGCAUGGUCGGCUGCAUUGCGUCCAUCAAGCGCCCCGACCUCUUCACCCAUCUCGUCCUCGUCGGCGCAUCCCCGAGGUACAUGAACUCAGAGGACUACGAGGGCGGGUUCGACGAGCCUGACAUCGAGGCGAUGCUGUCCAGGAUCUCGUCGGACUUCCGCGGCUGGGCCGAGGAUUUCGUGCCGCUCGCCAUCGGCGGCGGCGGCGGCGGCGAGGACGACUAUCCCUCGGCGGCGGAGGUGCUGGCGCGGAGCUUCUUCGCCAUGGACCCGCGCGUGGCGCACGGCCUGGCGCGCAUGAUCUUCCUGGGCGACCAGCGCGAGCUGCUGGGCGACGUCGCCGCGCCGUGCACGCUGGUGCACGUCUCCGGCGACUUCGCCGCGCCGCCCUGCGUCGGGCGCUACAUGCAGGCCCGCAUGCGCGCCGCCGCCAUGCACACCAUCGACUCGGUGGGGCACUUCCCGCAGCUCAUCACGCCCGACGGGCUGCUCGGGAUACUCGACCUCGUGCUCGGCUCCGCUGCCGCUUCCGAGGAGGAGGAGGAGGAGGCUGCGGCAGCCGCCAUGGCUGAGACGAGUAGCGAGGUCGACGUGGCGACGUAGUGCUGGUGCGCUGCUCUUGUGCAACAACAUCCCGCUCGAUCGAUCAUCAGCCUUGGCUGUCUCUUGUGCUCUGUGGUCUCAUUAUAGAUUUGGUUCGGUCCACAAUGUUUAUUAACGUUCAUUGCGCGUUUGGAUUUUGUAUAAUUCGUAGAAACAUUUACCAUGGUUCGUUUGGAAUAUUUAGCUAUUGCGUCACCCAACUGUCGCAUUAUUGGUUUGAUGAUCAUGAUGGAUUGAAGGAAAUGGAACACUGAUUGUUAAAGCAUUGUAAAUGUGACACGGUUUAAUUUGCAGGC